AGUGCAGCCGGAGGCGGCGGUCUGUUCUCCGCUGAGGAGGAGCGGGGCAGAGGAGGGAGGCAGCGGGUGAGAGUUCAGAGUUCAGCAGCAGCAGCCCGAGCCCAUGAUUCCCAUAUGCCCUGUAGUUUCUUUCACCUAUGUGCCCAGCCGGCUGGGGGAAGAUGCCAAAAUGGCGACCGGCAACUACUUUGGAUUCACCCACAGCGGGGCGGCGGCGGCGGCGGCUGCGGCCCAGUAUAGCCAGCAGCCAGCUUCGGGUGUAGCCUAUUCUCAUCCAACUACAGUUGCUAGCUACACUGUCCAUCAGGCUCCAGUGGCUGCUCACACAGUUACUGCUGCUUAUGCACCAGCAGCCGCCACAGUUGCAGUUGCCAGGCCUGCUCCAGUAGCUGUGGCAGCUGCUGCAACAGCUGCUGCUUACGGAGGCUACCCUACUGCGCACACAGCAACUGACUAUGGUUAUACCCAGAGGCAGCAAGAAGCACCACCACCGCCACCUCCAGCUACUACACAAAACUACCAGGACUCAUACUCGUAUGUAAGAUCCACAGCUCCUGCUGUAGCUUAUGAUAGUAAGCAGUACUACCAACAACCAACAGCAACUGCUGCUGCUGUAGCUGCUGCUGCCCAGCCUCAGCCUUCUGUUGCUGAAACCUACUAUCAAACAGCCCCCAAAGCAGGUUAUAGCCAAGGUGCAACUCAGUAUACUCAAGCCCAGCAAACUCGACAAGUGACAGCCAUAAAACCAGCCACACCAAGUCCAGCUACCACUACUUUCUCCAUUUAUCCUGUAUCCUCCACCGUACAGCCAGUAGCAGCUGCGGCUACUGUGGUGCCAUCCUAUACUCAGAGUGCUACUUAUAGUACCACAGCAGUUACUUAUUCUGGUACGUCUUAUUCAGGUUAUGAAGCAGCAGUGUAUUCAGCUGCAUCUUCGUACUAUCAACAGCAGCAGCAGCAACAGAAACAGGCGGCAGCAGCAGCUGCUGCUGCUGCUGCUACAGCUGCCUGGACAGGGACCACCUUUACUAAAAAAGCACCAUUCCAAAAUAAACAACUGAAACCAAAACAGCCUCCCAAACCACCCCAGAUUCACUAUUGUGACGUUUGUAAGAUCAGCUGUGCUGGACCACAGACUUAUAAAGAACAUUUAGAAGGACAGAAACAUAAAAAAAAAGAAGCUGCAUUGAAAGCCUCACAAAAUACCAGCAGCAGCAACAACUCUACUCGUGGGACUCAAAAUCAGCUACGUUGUGAGCUCUGUGAUGUGUCUUGUACAGGAGCAGAUGCAUAUGCUGCCCACAUUCGUGGUGCUAAGCAUCAGAAAGUGGUUAAAUUACACACAAAACUUGGUAAGCCCAUUCCUUCAACAGAACCAAACGUUGUUAGCCAAGCUACGUCUUCAACAGCUGUAUCUGCUUCAAAACCAACUGCCUCUCCUUCAAGCAUUGCAGCAAGCAAUUGUACUGUGAAUACUUCAUCAAUUGCAACUUCUUCAGUGAAGGGUCUUACGACUACAGGAAAUUCGUCUCUUAAUAGCACAUCUAACACUAAAGUAUCAGCAGUGCCUACAAAUAUGGCUGCCAAGAAAACAUCUACCCCCAAAAUAAACUUUGUUGGUGGCAAUAAGCUGCAGUCGACAGGAAAUAAAUCAGACGACUUAAAAGGAACUGAAUGUGUUAAAAGUACUCCUGUUACUUCUUCCGUCCAAAUUCCAGAAGUAAAGCCAGACACAGUGUCAGAACCAGUCACACCUACAUCUCUUGCUGCUUUGCAGAGUGAUGUGCAGCCAGUGGGCCAUGAUUAUGUGGAGGAGGUACGAAAUGAUGAAGGAAAAGUAAUUCGCUUCCAUUGUAAACUAUGUGAGUGCAGCUUUAAUGAUCCCAAUGCGAAGGAGAUGCAUUUAAAAGGGCGAAGACACAGACUUCAAUAUAAAAAAAAAGUAAAUCCAGAUUUGCAAGUGGAAGUAAAGCCUAGUAUUCGAGCCAGAAAAAUUCAAGAAGAGAAAAUGAGAAAGCAAAUGCAGAAGGAAGAGUAUUGGCGAAGACGAGAGGAAGAGGAACGCUGGAGAAUGGAAAUGAGACGUUAUGAAGAGGACAUGUACUGGAGAAGAAUGGAGGAGGAACAACAUCAUUGGGAUGAUCGCCGCCGAAUGCCCGAUGGAGGCUAUCCUCAUGGUCCUCCAGGCCCAUUAGGCCUUCUUGGAGUCCGACCAGGCAUGCCUCCACAGCCACAGGGACCUGCGCCCUUGCGCCGUCCUGACUCAUCUGAUGACCGUUAUGUAAUGACAAAACAUGCAACCAUUUAUCCAACUGAAGAGGAAUUACAGGCAGUUCAGAAAAUUGUUUCUAUCACUGAACGUGCUCUAAAACUUGUUUCAGACAGUUUGUCUGAACAUGAGAAGAGUAAGAGCAAAGACGGAGAUGAUAAGAAAGAGGGAGGUAAAGAGAGAGCUUUGAAAGGAGUUUUGCGAGUGGGAGUAUUGGCAAAAGGAUUACUUCUCCGAGGAGAUAGAAAUGUCAACCUUGUUUUGUUGUGCUCAGAGAAACCGUCAAAGACAUUAUUAAGUCGUAUUGCAGAAAACCUACCCAAGCAGCUUGCUGUUAUAAGCCCUGAGAAGUAUGACAUAAAAUGUGCGGUAUCUGAAGCAGCAAUAAUUUUGAAUUCAUGUGUGGAACCCAAAAUGCAAGUCACUAUCACCCUGACAUCUCCAAUUAUUCGAGAAGAGAACAUGAGGGAAGGAGAUGUAACCUCGGGUAUGGUGAAAGACCCACCGGACGUCUUGGACAGGCAAAAAUGCCUUGACGCUCUGGCUGCUCUACGCCACGCUAAGUGGUUCCAGGCUAGAGCUAAUGGUCUGCAGUCCUGUGUGAUUAUCAUACGUAUUCUUCGAGACCUCUGUCAGCGAGUUCCAACUUGGUCUGAUUUUCCAAGCUGGGUAAGUAGUAUGUAGCUAUAUAGUA
This is a messenger RNA of Otolemur garnettii (small-eared galago), 2963 nucleotides long. RefSeq names its product zinc finger RNA binding protein (gene ZFR). The transcript has 17 exons. Gene Ontology annotation, cellular component: precatalytic spliceosome. Bases 104 to 2953 code for a protein of 949 amino acids. Gene Ontology annotation, molecular function: zinc ion binding; single-stranded RNA binding; double-stranded RNA binding. NCBI's taxonomy places the organism in Eukaryota, Metazoa, Chordata, Mammalia, Primates, Galagidae. The record is from RefSeq and is a predicted model, not a curated record.